CAAAUUAUAUUUUUGAUCAUCAUCGGCAACUAUGUGAUCGACAGUAUGGUCUUAGAAGAGAGCGAUAUGCUGCUGAUUUCCUGCUAAAUCUUUCCAGUAAGUGGCAUAAGUCACUGGCUGAGUCCAUGAUCAGCCGUGUUGUUGCUCUCAUAGCAGGAGCCUUUGAUCGGGUCUGGCAAUCUCGAUUAAUAGUGAAGCUUCAAGCACUAGGCAUCUCAGGCUCCAUAUUAGACCUAAUAAAGGACUACGUUCAAGAACGUACUCUAAGAGCAGUCCUCAGUGGAGCAGAAUCCAGAAACCACUCAAUUGGUGCCAGUGCACCACAGUGCUUGGCCUUCUGA
This is a messenger RNA of Procambarus clarkii (red swamp crayfish), 341 nucleotides long. The record is from RefSeq and is a predicted model, not a curated record. Lineage: Eukaryota; Metazoa; Arthropoda; Malacostraca; Decapoda; Cambaridae.